AUGACCAAAGAGCAGAUAAAAGUUGUAGUCUGUGGUGAUCAUGGGGUCGGGAAGAGCAGUUUAAUCGCUUGUUUAGUAAAGGAUCAGUUCAUUGCAAGCCUCCAGGAGGUUGUACCGCCUGUGACCAUACCCAGAGAUUUCCAGUCUAGUCCGUAUGCUACUAAGACCACCUUCCUUGUGGAUACGACAAACUAUGAACUUCCCGCACUUCAUCGCGAGCUUAAGACUGCCGAUGUGAUAUGGCUGAUAUACUCCGAUCAUGAGAGUUACGACAGGAUAUCUUUGUAUUGGAUGAUGAUGUUUAGAUCCCUGGGUGUCAACUUACCUGUAAUAUUAUGCAAGAACAAAUGCGAUAAGCAGAAGCCGUUUGAUGAUCAGAAACAUGAAAAGCCCCUGAUUGAAGACGAUUUCGCAAGUGAAAAUGACACUAAAAUUGAGGACGAAGAGUUUAUACCAAUUCUUCGAGAAUUCAAAGAGGUGGAGACGUGCAUAAAGACUAGCGCUAAGGACAAGGUAAAUGUCAACCAGGCAUUUUAUCUGUGUCAACGUGCUAUCACGCAUCCAAUUGCACCUCUAUUUGAUGCCAGAGUUGGUGAUUUGAAACUCUUAGCUGUUCUGGCCUUAAAAAGAAUAUUUCUCUUGUCAGACAAGGAUCAAGAUGGGUAUUUGAGUGAAGUGGAACUGAUAGAGCUUCAGAGUCGAGCCUUUGGGAAGGUUAUAGAGACUUUGGAGCUGAAUUUCAUUGGAAAGACGCUUCUCAGUCUUAGUGCCCCUAAUCAAGAGUACGAAGGUUUUGUUCUUUAUGUUCCGGGAAAGGGAAUGACAAAGGACGGGUUUUUGGUCUUGAACAAAAUCUAUUCAGAGAAAGGACGUCACGAAACCACAUGGAGUAUUCUGAGAGCUUUCAACUACACUGAUUCACUUUCUUUGAGUGACAAAGUACUGCAUCCCAAAGUUGACAUUCCCGACACUGCGAGCGUUGAAAUCAGCCCUAUCGGAUAUAGGUUCUUAGUCGAACUGUUUUUGACAUUUGAUAGAGAUAAUGAUGGUGGCUUGAAUGAGCAAGAAUUACAAUUUCUGUUUAAAAGUACACCUGGACUUCCUUCUCUGUGGCUUGAAACCAACUUUCCUUUUUCGACUGUUAUCAGUAAUCGGGCGCAUGUUACACUACAGGGUUGGUUAGCGCAGUGGACCAUGACCGCCUUUCUGGAUUACAAAAUUACCACGGCAUAUUUGGUUUAUCUGGGGUUCGAAAAAGAUGCGCGUUUGGCACUACAAAUAACAAAAUCUCGGAGACACAGGCGCCGCAACAAUAAACUUUACCGCGCUCCAAUAACAGAUCGCAAAGUUUUUAGCUGUUUCGUCUUUGGAAAGCCGAAAUGUGGCAAAAGUUGUCUUUUGGAAUCAUUUUUGGGCAGAUCUUUCUCUGAAAACUACUCUCCCACCAUUAAACCUAAGAUAGCUGUCAACAGCUUGGAACUUAAGGGAAGCAAGCAAUACUAUCUAAUUCUGCAGGAGUUUGGCGAGCAGGAACCAGCUGUUAUCGAAAACAGUAGCAAAAUGAAGGGAUGUGAUGUUUUGUGCUUAGCAUAUGAUUCGAGUGAUCCGGAAUCAUUUUCCUAUCUUUAUGAUCUUGUUUGUCAGCACAAGCAUCUUCAAGAUAUUCCUAUGGUUUUUGUCGCCCUUAAAGCCGACCUGGAUAAGCAACAACAGCGUUGCCAGGUUCAGCCAGACGAUUUUACGGAUCAGUUAUUUAUUGAUCAUCCACUGCACGUUUCCUCGUCUUGGCCCAGCUCUCUAAACGAAUUGUUCGUAAAGCUGACAGAAGCAGCAUUGGAACCUUCAAGAAAUACCCCCGGUCUGGCACCUGACGUGGUGAAAGAAGAAGUUGAUUACUGGCAAUACGCAUUGUUUGGCACAUCAGCAAUUGGCUUUGCUUCUUUGAUAAGCUUUACCCUGUACAAAGUCAUCAGAAGCAUUCAGCAUUCGAAUUAA
This is a messenger RNA of Lachancea mirantina, 1995 nucleotides long. The record is from the annotation of a GenBank genome assembly. Lineage: Eukaryota; Fungi; Ascomycota; Saccharomycetes; Saccharomycetales; Saccharomycetaceae.